Parasteatoda tepidariorum (common house spider) is the source of this 2284-nucleotide messenger RNA. RefSeq names its product adaptor protein complex 1, mu subunit (gene AP-1mu). The record is from RefSeq and is a predicted model, not a curated record. Gene Ontology annotation, biological process: intracellular protein transport; vesicle-mediated transport. Gene Ontology annotation, cellular component: clathrin adaptor complex. NCBI's taxonomy places the organism in Eukaryota, Metazoa, Arthropoda, Arachnida, Araneae, Theridiidae.
AACUUGCAGAUGGGAAAGUUCAGAUAUGAUAUGCUCAUAUGAAAUGGGCUACUUAGUUUUGAAAUUUUAAAAUGACAUAUUGUUGAUUAUUUGUGAUAGUGUUUAUUGUAUUGAAGUGAACUUUCAUGAUAUAAUAACUGAAAUUUGAUUUUUAAAUCAUCAAGAUACCAAGAUGUCUGCCUCUGCUAUAUAUUUGCUCGACCUUAAGGGUAAGGUCUUAAUUUCUAGAAACUAUCGAGGAGAUAUAGAUAUGUCAGCUGUUGAUAAGUUUAUGCCUUUACUGAUGGAAAAGGAAGAAGAAGGUUGUAUCACCCCAAUAUUAACUCACAAUGGUGUGACUUUCAUGUAUAUUAAGUAUAACAAUUUGUAUCUUGUGGCGACAUCUAAGAAAAAUGCAAAUGUUGCUUUGGUAUUUGUAUUUCUGCAUAAAAUUGUGCAGGUUUUCAUCGAAUACUUUAAGGAGCUUGAAGAAGAGAGUAUUAGAGAUAAUUUCGUUAUAAUUUAUGAGCUAUUAGAUGAACUUAUGGAUUUUGGCUAUCCACAAACUACAGAUAGUAAGAUUUUGCAAGAAUUUAUAACCCAAGAGAGUCACAAAAUGGAGGCCCAACCUCGCCCACCUAUGGCUGUUACCAAUGCAGUAUCUUGGAGGUCAGAAGGCAUUAAGUACCGCAAGAAUGAAGUCUUCUUGGAUGUCAUAGAGUCUGUCAACCUUUUGGCGAAUGCUAAUGGGAAUGUUUUACGAAGUGAAAUUGUUGGCUGCAUCAAAAUGCGAGUUUAUCUCUCUGGUAUGCCUGAGUUGCGUCUGGGACUGAACGACAAAGUUCUAUUUGAAAGUACUGGUCGUGGUAAGAGCAAAUCUGUUGAAUUGGAGGAUGUGAAAUUCCACCAGUGUGUGCGGCUGUCCAGGUUUGAAAAUGAUCGCACUAUUUCCUUCAUUCCUCCUGAUGGCGAAUUUGAAUUGAUGUCUUACCGGUUAAAUACUCAUGUUAAGCCAUUGAUAUGGAUCGAGUCAGUGAUUGAGCGCCAUGCUCAUAGUCGUGUGGAAUAUAUGGUAAAAGCAAAAAGCCAGUUUAAACGACGUUCCACUGCAAAUAAUGUUGAAAUAAUCAUUCCAGUACCAACUGAUGCAGACUCACCUAAGUUUAAAACCACUGUUGGCAAUGUAAAAUAUGCCCCUGAAUCGAGUGCCAUAAUCUGGAGUGUGAAAUCUUUCCCUGGUGGUAAAGAAUAUCUGAUGAGAGCUCAUUUUGGCCUUCCCAGUGUUGAAAGCGAAGAGUCUGAAGGAAAACCACCGAUACAAGUUAAAUUUGAAAUUCCAUAUUUUACCACCUCUGGUAUUCAAGUUCGCUAUCUUAAAAUUAUUGAAAAAAGUGGUUAUCAAGCUCUGCCUUGGGUUAGAUACAUUACUCAAAACGGCGAUUAUCAGUUAAGAACUCAUUGAUUUUAUGCAUGUUGUGCUAUUAGGUCCUAUUAUGUUUGGUGAACCUUACAAGGGUAAAAACAGAGUUUAAAUUAUGAUUUUAUUAUAAUUUGUGAGAUAACCAAAAACUUUAUAAUAUUUUUCUAUUAAUUAAAAUAGAUUGUACAAGGUUCAUUGUAGCAAAUUUAGUUCGCUCUUCCAGCUUGAUUAAAAAUAUGUUGAUAAAGCACAUCUCUUUUUAAAUACAUGUAAACUGUAGGGUACUUAAUGUUUUAAAGAAAUUCCAUAUAAUUAGCUGUUGUAUGAUAUUUGUUUUUGUAAAAUAAAGAAUAUUUAUCUCCCUGUUUGGAUAAAUUGUGUUUCUUUGGCAGAUCUAGUAAUGUUAGCAACCUACACUGUUAAUAAUUUUCGUGGUUUUUCAUAAGAAAAAUGGAUAGAUUUGUUGAAACAUCACAAGGUAAGGAAAUGGUUUUAAAAGAAUUUUUCUCUUUAUUGGUUGUUACACUUUAAAUUGAAAAAGUUUUGCUCCCAAUUCAAUUAAUAUGAAAUUUAAUUCAUAGGUGCCAACAGCUGACUAGUUUUGAGUUCUAAGUUAAUUGAGCCAUCUCAGUUCAGAUUCAGAAAUUAAAUACUAUAAUAUAUAAAUAUUGGGACAAACUGAAUAUCUUGUUUGAUAAUAUCUUGUAAAAAGAAAUCAAACAUAUUAUUGUGGUAUAUUUGUGUGACAGGUAAAGAUUUUGUUUGAUAGUGAAAUUAUUCUAUUUUUUAUCACAUAUUUGUAAAUUACGAGCCAAUAAAACGGCUAACCAACAUGAUCUUGUUAAAAUCUGGCUUAUUAAAAAAGUUUCUUCACGUGUUUGAAAG